Molecule: messenger RNA, 1903 nt
Organism: Mytilus trossulus (common blue mussel)
Lineage: Eukaryota; Metazoa; Mollusca; Bivalvia; Mytilida; Mytilidae
Exons: 8
Coding region: 521-1753 (410 amino acids)
Source: RefSeq, a predicted model, not a curated record
UCCAGCAGCAGACACACGAAAUGGUUUGCAAUUUUAACACAAACUGCACUACAGAUGAGUGUUCUGAUGAUGUUACUGAUAUCAACACAUGUGACUUCAAUGACAAAAAUAUAAUUUUAACUGAAUCUGGUCUUUUGCCAAAGAAUUUUACUGAUUUUUAUAUAUGCUCAACCCAUUUCAACCAAUUAUUGAAAAGAAACUCUGAUUUGAGAAGGAGAAAAGUAGGUCAGCUUCCUACUUUGAUUAGUGCACAUCCUCCAGUAGCAUCACACUCUGUUGUUGGUGUAAAAAAGCCAAAGCCUAGCCGCAAUAUCACCAUCACUGAUGUAGAAAAGAUUCAGAAGUGUUAUGGCCUCACACUUCCUAUUGGCUGAUUGGAACACCUGCAUGCACUAGCUGCCUUAUUAAAAUUUCCAAGCAGUCCACAGAGAUAGAAGCUGAAAGUCUUGAUCAAGGAAAGUGUGAAGAUGACCAGAUUCAGCAAUGCACAAAAUUAGAUACAGAUGAUGAAACAUAUCUCAUGGAGACUGACCAGUUGGAUGUGUUAACAGAAAAAGAAAAUAUUUGCGAUAAUCUUAUUGAAAUUUCAGCAUCCGAAUAUACAGUUACAUCAGAAGAGUCAGGAAGUCAAAAUUAUUUAUCCCAGUCACAACAAUCAGUCAGAAGUUAUGAACGUUGCAGCUACUUGACAUCUUUGAAUGAUUUCCUGUCAUCUGUCAGAUUGCAGGAAUUCUCAGAAAAAGAAAGAAAAACAUGGCAGUCCUACACAUUUAAAACAAGAAACACCUACAAAGAAAGAUUUGAUGAGAUUAUGAAAUUGAUAAUAGAAAUUUUAUUUCCAAAUGAUGUUGAUGAAGUAAUUGAUGACAUAAAAUGUCCCAAGCAGUUAAAUGAAGAAUACAGAACUAGUCAUACAGAGUACAAAGAUAUUGUCACUUCAUACAGAAAAGCAGAAUCCUGGCAACAAGGUAGACAAGUUCUUUCAGUUCUUGCCUCAAGAAUGUCCUUCAAGGACUUACUGUCUCUACUACCAGAAAUAACAUCUCAUCGCUACUAUGCUGCUCUCAGUCAUUCAAAGAAAAUUGGGCCAGCACUUCCAAUUCCUGAGAAAAAAUUGCAUCGACAAAAAUUAGAUCCUGAAAGAUUAGACGCAUUCUUAGAUUUCAUUACAUCCAGUCAUGUUGUCCGUGAUCUACCUUUUGGGGAAAAAAAACUGAAGUUUUCAGAUGGAACAGUCCACAAUUUACCUAACGUUGUACGUUGCAUGGGUUCAGCAGACAUAAUACAGCAGUACAAAGCAUACUGUCAGGAAAAUGAAAUUUCACUUUUAGGUGACAGUACCAUGUUUAAAAUACUUGCCCAGUGUGGUGCUAAAGUCAGAAAAAGCCAUGAAGGACUGGAAUAUUUUGUAGCAGAAGGAGGACGUGCCUUCAUUACCUUUCAAGAUGUCUUAGACAAAUUGCUGACCUACGACGCUAUAUCACCAGAUGACCACAAAAGUUUCCAGGCACUGUUCUUACAAUCAAAGCAGUAUUUAAGGACUGACUAUAAGAUUCAUAUUUCAAAGGGAAGAGAAGUAGCAGAUCACUGUAUGUUGUAUGCCCUCAGUGACGAAAAAGAUGAGGCAUUUACAGAACAAUGUUCUCACAAUCACCAGAUGGUCUGUGAAAGCUGUGAACAGUUGAAAGAGACCAUUGCUGCAUUACAAAAGAUCUUUGUUACUUCCUCAGUAGAUGAAAAGAGGAUGAGAUGAAUGACCUCAAUUUCAGGGUACAACAAGCAACAAAGAGUAUUUUCAGCCUGAAAAAAACACAUAAUAAGAUGUAAAAACCAAGACUUAGCAAAAACUCAACUUUUUGAAACCAUGCCUUCAGAUGAAGUUUUACUGGUAUGUGACUGGGCU